CUGAAGGAAUGUAAAAAGCUACUUAGUAGACUUCAAACACAAAAGGCGUACUUACCUGGACCUAUCACCAAUCCAACAGCGGUACCGGCGGCCACACAUCCUAUAGCUCGGGACCUAUCCGCGGACGUUGAGGUUGUGGAUGCAAAUGCUCGCAAUAGCACAGAAUUGCCUUAA
Messenger RNA from Strongylus vulgaris, 174 nucleotides. NCBI's taxonomy places the organism in Eukaryota, Metazoa, Nematoda, Chromadorea, Rhabditida, Strongylidae. The record is from the annotation of a GenBank genome assembly.